This is a messenger RNA of Sphenostylis stenocarpa, 4164 nucleotides long. NCBI's taxonomy places the organism in Eukaryota, Viridiplantae, Streptophyta, Magnoliopsida, Fabales, Fabaceae. The record is from the annotation of a GenBank genome assembly.
AUGAAAAGUCAAGGAAUCGAUGAAGAUAAACUUCAACUACUGCACGAUGCCAGUGGUGCUUUUAGACCAGGUGUAUUGACAGCACUUAUGGGUGUUAGUGGUGCUGGGAAGACAACCCUUAUGGAUGUAUUAGCUGGAAGAAAAACAGGUGGAUACAUAGAAGGAAAUAUUAGCAUAUCAGGUUAUCCAAAGAACCAAGCAACAUUUGCUCGUGUCAGUAGUUAUUGUGAACAGAAUGACAUUCAUUCUCCGAAUGUUACUGUAUAUGAAUCACUACUAUUUUCAGCAUGGCUUCGCCUACCUUCAGAUGUAAAUGCACAAACGCGAAAGAUGUUUGUUGAAGAAAUUAUGGAGUUGAUUGAGCUUAACUCAAUCAAAGAUGCACUUGUGGGUCUUCCAGGAAUAAAUGGUCUAACAACUGAACAAAGGAAAAGGCUUACCAUUGCGGUAGAAUUGGUUGCCAACCCUUCAAUUAUCUUCAUGGAUGAACCAACAUCUGGCCUUGAUGCUAGAGCUGCUGCUAUUGUAAUGCGAACUGUGAGAAAUACAGUGGACACUGGGAGAACCGUUGUUUGCACAAUUCAUCAACCAAGCAUAGACAUUUUUGAAGCUUUUGAUGAGUUACUGUUGAUGAAAAGUGGAGGACAAAUUAUCUAUGCUGGACCUCUUGGUCACCAUUCACAGAAGCUCGCUAUUGCAGGGGUUCCGAAAAUCAAGGAUGGUUAUAAUCCUGCCACAUGGAUGCUUCAGAUCAGCUCUCCUUCAAUUGAAGCUCAACUGGGCAUAGAUUUUGCCGAUAUUUACAAUAACUCAACCCUUUACAGAAGGAAUCAAGAGCUUAUCAAAGAGCUCAGUAGUCCACCACGAGGUUCCAAUGACUUGCACUUCCCAACCAAAUAUUCCCAGUCCUUCUUUGUGCAGUGCAAAGCUUGUUUUUGGAAACAAUAUUGGUCAUAUUGGAGAAAUCCUCCGUAUAAUGCCGUUCGAUUCUUCUUCUCAAUUGUCGUUGGGAUAGUCUACGGUAUAAUUUUCUGGAAUAAAGCCAAACAUGUCGAAAAGCAACAAGAUUUAUUUGAUCUUUUAGGAGCCAUGUACACUGCUGUGAUGUUCCUUGGAACCGGGAACGCUAUGGGAGUGCAACCAAUUGUUGACAUAGAAAGAACUGUAUUGUAUCGUGAAAGAGCGGCAGGGAUGUAUUCAACAUUGCCUUAUGCAAUUAGUCAGGUGGCAGUAGAGGCAAUUUAUAACGCUAUUCAAACGACCAUCUACAGUGUUUUCAUCUACUCCAUGAUGGGGUUUGAAUGGAAGGCAUUGAAAUUUCUUUGGUUCUUCUACAUCAUGCUUAUGUGUUUGAUCUACUACACGCUAUAUGGGAUGAUGAUUGUUGCCCUAACGCCGAGUUUCCACAUUGCUGUCACUUUUAAUUCCUUCUUCUUGACCAUCUGGAACGCGUUCUGUGGCUUUAUCAUUCCUAGGACGCAAAUUCCUGUAUGGUGGAGAUGGUUCUACUGGGCUUCUCCUAAUUCUUGGACAUUGUAUGGCAUUGUUACCUCUCAACUUGGUGAUGAAAAUGCACAAGUGGAAAUUCCAGGAGCUGAAAGCAUGGGGCUGAAGGAACUGCUUAAGGAAAACUUGGGUUAUGACUAUCACUUUCUUCCAGUGGUUGCUGUUGUACACUUAGGCUGGAGACUGAACCCUAAGCUUAGGCAAAUAUGGUUUACACCAUCUCGGGAAUUCGAUUUCCGGUUGUUCCUUCGCUGCACAACUCCAGCCUCCGUGGCGAUCGCAGGGCUGCGUCUCUUCCCGUUUUUCCCAGAAAGAACAACUUCUCUCGUAAUGAACCUUCCUCAUUUUAGCCUUAUGCUUUUACGAUUCCGUUACAUUCCUCUCUUGUGGAGUUAUGUGACACAUGCAUCGGCGGAAACUUGUUCGUUUGGUUUUGAUUUCGUGACAGAGGCGAGUGGUAACUUAGUGAAGCUCAAACGGAAAAUCCUUGCUGUAAAAUCUUCUCUUGAUUCUGAAUCCUUUUCUUCUGCAAUCGCCGAGCCUGAUAAGGUGCUUAUUCCUCAAGAUCAAGAUAACUCUGCAUCCUUGACAGAUCAGCUUGAAACUCCUGAUAUAAACUCAGAGGAUGCACAUGCUGUAGCUCAAACUGCUCUUAGAAGAUUUCUGAUAUGUGAAAACUUAGAGGAUUUAACCAUGGAAGAUGAGGAUAAAUACAAUAUUGGUGAAGCAGAUAGCAGUUACAAACAGAUUGAAGAUGGGCAAGGUUCUGUUGUAUCAUCACAAGUAGAAGUGGACAUUUCAGUCAAGACAUCGGUUUCUGUUGGCAAGAAAGUAAAGAUACCAACUGAUGAUGCUAAACCUAAGAACAUUCCCCUACCUGGCACUGGGCAGAAAAUAUAUGAGAUUGAUCCAUCUUUGCUAGCCCACCACGAGCAUCUUGAUUUUCGUUAUGGACAAUACAAAAGAUUACAUGAUGAAAUUAACAAGCAUGAAGGUGGUCUGGAUACAUUCUCUCGUGGCUAUGAAAAAUUUGGCUUCAUACGCAGGAAGAGCAUUGGAAGCAGUGUUGGCCAGAAGGGAGGCAGCACAUGGUUCCAACUUUCAGUCGCACAAGAAAUUCUGGCUGGACAGAUUUCAGUGAUCAGCACACUGCCUCAUAUGUGCACAGAUGGUGGCAAGCUUCCAGGAAGAGGCCAGUUUGAGGAUUCUGAACAAGGAUUGCUUGGUCUCGUACAAUAUGCUACGGGCAUUACUUACCGAGAGUGGGCACCUGGAGCUAAGUCAGCAGCAUUAAUUGGAGACUUCAACAAUUGGAAUCCAAAUGCAGAUGUAAUGAUUCGGAGAUCUGUUUUUUUCCUGUGCUAUGGGGACCAUGCUGAUCUGACAGAGGAUUUUGGGGAGCUGGGUCUUGCUAUUGCUCCAUAUUUGACUGGGCUUGUUGGAACCCAGAGAGUCAUGAAACCAGCUGAUGUAACUGCUGUAUUUUUGGAUGUGAAUGUGAUUGCUACAAAUCUUAUAUGCUCCUGGUUUUUGAAUGAGUUUGGUGUAUGGGAGAUUUUCUUGCCAAACAAUGUGGAUGGUUCACCACCGAUUCCUCAUGGUUCACGGGUCAAGAUCCGCAUGAAUACUUCCUCUGGAUUCAAGGACUCAAUUCCUGCUUGGAUCAAGUUUUCUGUACAGGCUCCUGGUGAGAUUCCAUACAGCGGAAUAUACUAUGAUCCCGCAGAAGAGGAAAAAUAUGUGUUCAAACAUCCACAGCCAAAGAGACCAAAAUCACUUAGAAUAUAUGAGUCACACAUUGGCAUGAGUAGUCCAUCCAACCUUGUCAAAAAGGAGGUGAGACAUUACAAAUCUACCAACCAACUUGGGUCAGCUUUUGAACUAAGGGGCAAGAUCAAAUGGGCAAAUAAAUCACCCUCAAAAUAUAGGACAGGAUCUCUAUUUAGUCCUCAAGCAGAUGGAGACAUCCAAGAUGAUGUACUACCUCGCAUUAAAAGGCUUGGCUACAAUGCCGUUCAGAUUAUGGCUAUCCAAGAACAUUCUUAUUAUGCCAGCUUUGGGUACCACGUUACAAAUUUCUUUGCCCCUAGCAGCCGAUUUGGAACUCCAGAAGAACUUAAGUCUCUGAUAGACAGAGCUCAUGAACUAGGUCUGCUUGUUCUGAUGGAUAUUGUACACAGCCAUGCAUCAAAUAAUACAUUGGAUGGGCUAAACAUGUUUGAUGGAACUGAUAGUCAUUAUUUCCAUCCUGGGUCACGAGGUUAUCAUUGGAUGUGGGAUUCUCGCCUAUUCAAUUAUGGCAGCUGGGAAGUACUAAGGUUUCUACUAUCGAAUGCAAGAUGGUGGCUGGAUGAAUACAAGUUUGACGGAUUUCGAUUUGAUGGUGUUACAUCAAUGAUGUACACUCAUCAUGGAUUGCAGGUAGCAUUUACAGGAAAUUACAAUGAGUACUUUGGUUUUGCAACUGAUGUUGAUGCUGUGAUUUACCUGAUGCUGGUUAAUGAUCUCAUUCAUGGCCUCUUCCCUGAGGCUGUUACCAUUGGUGAAGAUGUUAGUGGAAUGCCAACAUUCUGCCUUCCUACACAAGAUGGUGGGGUUGGUUUUGACUAUCGCCUGCAGAUGGCCAUUGCAGACAAGUGGAUUGAGAUUCUCAAGUAA